This is a messenger RNA of Leguminivora glycinivorella, 3464 nucleotides long. RefSeq names its product alpha-aminoadipic semialdehyde synthase, mitochondrial (gene LKRSDH). NCBI's taxonomy places the organism in Eukaryota, Metazoa, Arthropoda, Insecta, Lepidoptera, Tortricidae. Gene Ontology annotation, molecular function: saccharopine dehydrogenase activity. Gene Ontology annotation, cellular component: cytoplasm. The record is from RefSeq and is a predicted model, not a curated record.
GUCUCGUAUGAGGCACAUCGGACCUGUAGCUUAUUAUUUUAAUGUAAUAAUUGAUGAGUAAGAUGUUACAUAAAUCGGCCGCGCUGCGCUUGAAGCGCAUUCAUCAGAUGGCUUACUAUUCGACGGCAAAAUCACGGAAAGUGAUAGCCAUCCGUCGCGAAGACCAGUCAGUAUGGGAGCGGAGAGCGCCUUUUUCCCCCUCAAAUGUGAACCGAUUCGUGCGGAAUGGCGUCAAGGUCAUCGUGCAGCCCUCCAACAGGCGCGCUUACCCCAUGCAGACCUACAUAAGCGCUGGUGCAGUGGUCCAAGAAGACAUCAGCGAAGCCAACGUCAUCUUUGGCGUGAAGCAGACGCCCAUAGACCUCCUCAUCCCGAAGAAGACUUACUGCUUCUUCUCACACACCAUCAAAGCACAGGAAGCCAAUAUGCCUAUGCUGGACGCCAUUUUAGCUAAGAACAUCAGGCUGAUAGACUACGAAAAGCUAAUGGACGAUACUGGCAACCGGGUGGUAGCGUUCGGGAAGUACGCUGGUGUCGCGGGAAUGAUCAACAUUCUUCAUGGAUUGGGACUGCGGCUGUUGGCUCUUGGACAUCACACGCCUUUUAUGCACAUAGGACCUGCUCACAACUACCGCAACUCGAGCAUGGCCCGGCAAGCUAUAAGAGACGCCGGGUACGAGGUGGCACUCGGCAUGAUGCCCAAGUCGUUGGGACCCCUGACCUUCGUGUUUACUGGUUCAGGAAACGUUUCACAGGGAAGUCAAGAAAUAUUUUCAGAGUUACCUCACGAGUAUGUUCCACCGGAAAUGCUUAGAAAAGUAGCGGAACACGGAAGUCCAAACAAGAUCUACGGUUGCGAGGUGCGCCGGCGGCAUCACCUGGAGAGGAAAAAUGGCGGCGGCUACGAUGCACAAGAGUAUGAGGAACACCCUGAGCGUUACAUUUCUACUUUCGCGCAAAAGAUAGCCCCAUACACAUCUGUCCUGGUGAACUGCAUCUACUGGGCGGUGGAUAGCCCCAAGCUGCUCACCAUCCCUGAUGCUAAGCACCUCCUCAUUCCUUCUAAUACACCCUGGCUGCCCAAGAGUAUCGGCGCCCCGGCUCUGCCACACCGAAUGUUGGCCAUCUGCGACAUCUCGGCGGACCCCGGCGGCUCCAUCGAGUUCAUGAACGAGUGCACCACUAUCGACACACCUUUCUGUCUCUACGACGCAGAUCGGAAUAAGGACACUAAGAGUUUCAAGGGCCCAGGCGUGCUGGUGUGCUCCAUCGACAACAUGCCAACUCAGCUGCCGCGUGAGUCCACGGACUUCUUCGGAGACUUGCUCUUCCCGUACGCUGAGGAUAUUAUGAAGUCUGACGCUUCCCGUCCAUUGGAGGAACACAACUUCUCGCCAGUCGUGCAGGGAGCCAUCAUAACGAGUAACGGAAAAUUGACGCCACCUUUUGAGUACAUCAACGAAUUGCGAUCAUCAAACAACCGCUCCCGCCACAAGGUGGAAGGCGAUGACCAGCAGAAUUCGGUGGUGAUCCUCGGCAGCGGGCUGGUGUCUGCUCCCGUGGUCGAAUACCUCGCUAAGGAGAAGAAUAUCUCGGUUACUAUCGCAUCCCAAGUAAAGGAAGAGGCGGACGCGCUAGCGGAGCGUUACGGCGUGCGUUCGGCGUAUCUUCAAGCUGAUGACGAUGCGGCGUUACGCGCUAUGGUGUCACGCGCGCGUCUAGUAGUGUCACUACUGCCUUAUGAACUGCAUGGCGCUGCUGCGAGAGCCGCUAUAGAUGCUGGCGCUCAUCUCGUCACGGCGUCUUAUGUGAGGCCUGAGGUUCAGGAGCUACACAGCCGAGCUAAGGAGGCAGGUGUGACGAUACUCAACGAAGUCGGUCUGGACCCCGGCAUCGACCAUCUCCUGGCCCUCGAGUGCAUCCACGAUGUCCAGAACCAUGGAGGAAGAGUAGACUCCUUCGUUUCUUAUUGUGGAGGUUUGCCGGCACCGGAGUUCAGCGACAAUGCCCUGAGGUAUAAGUUUUCCUGGAACCCACGAGGUGUGCUACUCAACACUAUCUCCGGGGCUAAAUACCUGAGCAGAGGACAGGUAGUAGAGGUGCUCAGCGGAGAGCUGAUGUCCGUGGCCCGUGAGCUAGACUUCCUGCCCGGCUUCGCCUUCGAAGGGUUCCCGAACCGCGACAGCACGCAGUACGCCAAGCUGUACGGGAUAGAGGACGCGCACACCAUCUUCAGAGGCACCAUCCGGUAUAGAGGUUUCGCUGAAACAAUGAUUGCUAUGCAACUGUUCGGUCUGGUGGACCCGAACCCUCAUCCCUCACUCCAUCCUGAAGGGCCUGAAAUUACUUGGCGCCAAUUUGCCUGCGAGCUGCUAGGCCUCACUGACUCAUCCAUUUUCUACGAAAACCUGAAGACUCGCCUCACGGAACGUAUUGGAGGUGCCGGCGCAGCCGGGCUUGAGAACCUGGGACUGCUCGAAGACAGUGUCAUUGUCAAGAGAAACACACCGCUGGAUACUGUUAGCCACUACUUGACCAACAAAUUGAAAUUAGGCGACGACGAGACAGACUUCGUCGUGCUCCGGCAUGAAGUCGGCGUGACAUGGCGGGACGGGCGCAGGGAGCGGCGUGAAGUCACCAUGACGGUUCGCGGAGAACCGUCCGGAUACACGGCCAUGGCGCGCACUGUUGGCCUACCCACUGCUAUUGCUGCUAAGAUGAUUUUAGAUGGUGAAAUCCAAGAACGAGGAGUUGUCCUACCCUUCGCACCGGUCGUCUACAAGUCCCUGUUAUCCAGGCUUCGCGCACACGGUGUCACAGCUCGAGAGACAACCCGCCCGCUCAACUAAACGCUUGUGUCAUGUGCAAUGGUUGAGGAUUUCCUUGCUCGCUCGCUUCGCUCGCUCGUUUUGGAUUACACAUGCCGUGGUGAAAAUAUGAACUGUCAAAAUAUGGCAACUAUGUGGAUGAACGUGAAAAUAACACGUCUCAUGCUUACUUUUUAGUUGUGCGCGGAAGCACGGAGGUAGUAAUUAAUAUUUAUGUUGUCAAAAAGAAUUGAAGUGUUUUAAACAUAGUAAAACAAAAACUUGGCUACGACCAACCCCAUAGAUUGCUUACCAGCACGUGGGCCGUAACUUGUUUGCCACUGACGUAGGGUUAUUUAAAAAAACCUUUAUUGAGGUUUUGAGGUUAACUUCAACUUCAGACUACGUAGAAAGGCAAUUUUUUCAGGCCCCGUAGCCGAAUGGCAUUUCUGCGACGCGAAAAGCCGCAGAAAUGUAGUCUGGCUCUGUUGCGCCAAUCCGCAAGAGCGAUAGAGAUAUAUAGCUACGAAAGAAAGAAGCUAAGAUUAUCGUGAGCGAAUCGUGAGCGUUUGUGCAUUCGGCUACGCACACUGGCUACUGUCUAUAGGUAAUCCAGUGCAGAUGUUAUUUUAAACGUUAAACUUUGACGAAAAUUAU